This is a messenger RNA of Pelmatolapia mariae (spotted tilapia), 1800 nucleotides long. RefSeq names its product coiled-coil domain containing 65 (gene drc2). NCBI's taxonomy places the organism in Eukaryota, Metazoa, Chordata, Actinopteri, Cichliformes, Cichlidae. Gene Ontology annotation, cellular component: axoneme; axonemal dynein complex. The transcript is spliced from 9 exons. The record is from RefSeq and is a predicted model, not a curated record. Gene Ontology annotation, biological process: cilium-dependent cell motility; regulation of cilium movement; axonemal dynein complex assembly. The coding region runs from base 254 to 1642 and encodes 462 amino acids.
UCAACAGAAACGCAGUCAUUCAGACGUCUUCGCAGACUCGGGUGUUUCAGCUGUUUCCGGUCGUUUGGUUUUAGAACAAGUUAAAUUUAAAUUCUUCUUCUCCUAAAAUAUCUGCAAACAGCUGACGGCUGCCACGUGACCCCGGCUGACGCUGUUGCUAUGGUGACGGAUCGCAAACACGGAGGUCACAGUCGCGGGUCUGCAGCGGCACUCCUGAAAGCGUGACGAGGAGACGAGGAGACGAGGAGGCAUCAUGCCAAAGAAGAUGAAGAAGAGCGUGGGGAAGUCUGACGAGGAGAGACAGGUGCACCUGCAGCAGCGCGCUCAGGCUGAGGAGGAGCUGAUGAAGAAGAAGGAGGAGACGCUCGGCCUGUUCCUGAAGGACAAGCUGCAGAAGGAGCAGAGGAACACUGCUGUGAACCUGCUGAAGCUCCACGACGGUUGGAGGGCAGUCCUCCGCCAGACCAGGGACGCCGAGCUGCGCCAUGACAUCAUCGUGCUCCAGCAGACAUUUGAGAGGACGCUGGACGACCUGGACAGCAUCGUCCAGAAGCUGGUGGGCGACGUGCAGGAGACGGAGCGCCAGGAGGCGCACAUGCAGCGCUGCCACCUGCACCACAUGGAGGCGCUGUGGGCGCUGCAGGCCGCACGGCUGCAGGGUCUGCAGCAGCAGUGGGGGCGUGCCCUGGAGGACGUCAGCGCCAGCGUGAGCUCUCAGAGGCAGCAGAUGUUGGAGCAGUGUCAGCAGCAGGAGUUCCAGCUGCAGGAGCUGACCCUGACGGCGGAGUUGCACAACACGGACGCCAUGAAUGACAUCAGGAUGCUGCUCGAGGACACGCUGGCAAUGUACGCGUGCUCUCUGGAGGAGCAGGUGGCUGCUCUGGAGGGCAGGGCGGAGGUGAGUGACGCCACCCAGACGAGCUUAGAGCAUCUGCAGAAAAGCAUCGUCAAGGUAACGCAGCUUGAGAAGCUGCUCGCAGACAACCAGAAGAAGAUCAGCGAAGACUUGAAGACCACCAAGAAGCUGGAGGACGCCGUCCGCAGGCUGAGGGAGAAGAUGAUCUUCAGCAAGGCAGAAAACAGCUCGAUGGAAGAGGACCUGACCGCCACCAUAAACGAGCUCAACUGCAGGUCUCACGCGCUCCGGGACCACCUGACCCAGUCGCACACAGCGGCAAGGAAGAGGCUCACCGAGCUCACCGUCCAGGGCGAUGCCGCCGCCAAGAACCUGCAGGCCGUCGUCACUAAGGGCGAGAGGGUUCUACGGGCCGUGGACAUCUGCCACCGGCUGGAGACGCAACACGACAUGUUACUGACAUCAUCAUCAUCAUCAUCACGCCGCACAGACGAGUGCAGACAGGACACGCCAGCAAAGGACGUCUGUAGGUUCCCAGAGCUGCAGCAGCUGCGGCGGAGCCGCAGCGGCGCUGUGCUGCAGCGCGAAGCUCUGAGGAAGCACAGCGAGGAGCUGAGGAGCGAGAACGAACAGCUGCAGCUUUUGCUGCGUCAGCAUGACCACCACGCCCACUCGUCCCCGCUCCACGUGGCCCAAGCUCCAACCACCACCAGCACCACGCCUGCUGCGAUGGGUAGAAGCCGCGUCACGGUCAUCGAAGCUGCCCACGCCGUCUUGAAGCGGUGACUAAUUAAAAUGUGUUCGCCAUGACGACCAGCAGGACGACUCCUGAUGUGCUUUGAGCUUUCUUGCUAAAGGGGCGUGUCCAUAUAUGGAGGGGCCGGCCUGCAGUGUACUUGAGUACUUUUAGUAGAGUCUUGUAUGAAAGUAUUUGUAUGUUCUCC